AUGCUCGGCUCGGGCUCGCUGUCCACCAAGUGGACAACAUACCUUGGCCUCCUGUCAGUACUUUCAACUGCAUUUUCCCCGGUCUUUGCCGUCAAGGAGCAUGAUUGGAAGAAAUGCGACCAGUCCGGCUUCUGCAGGCGUAACCGCGCCUACGCGGACCACGCCCUGUCAGCGAUCUCAUGGGAAUCCCCAUACAAGAUUGCCCCGGAGACUGGCUCGUUCAAAGAUGGUCAAUACCAGGCCAUUAUUUUGAAGACCAUCAACGACCACGGCGAGACUGUUCGGCUGCCGCUUACUGUUUCGUUCCUCGAGUCUGGAACUGCCCGAGUCACCAUCGACGAGGAGAAGCGUCAAAAGGGUGAGAUUGAGCUGCGCCACGAUAGUAAGGCGAGGAAAGAGCGGUACAAUGAGGCCGAACAAUGGGUCAUUGUUGGCGGCAUGACCCUGGACAAGGGGGCCAAGGUUGACUACGAGGAUAAGACUCAGAUGACUGUCAAGUAUGGUCCGUCGUCGAAGUUCGAGGCUACCAUUAAGUUUGCGCCCUUCAGCAUCGACUUCAAGCGUGACGGCGCCAGCCAUAUCAAGUUCAAUGACCAAGGCCUGUUGAACAUCGAGCACUGGAGGCCCAAGAUUGAUCCUCCGCCGGAGCCGGAGAAAAAGGAAGGCGAACAACAGCCUGACAAGAAAGAGGAGGCCCCGCGCGAGGAUGACAGCACUUGGUGGGAGGAGAGCUUCGGCGGCAACACUGACUCGAAGCCUCGUGGCCCCGAAAGCGUUGGUCUCGACAUCUCCUUUGUCGGGUACGAGCACGUCUUUGGUAUCCCGUCUCAUGCUAGCCCUCUCUCUCUCAAGCAGACACGUGGUGGCGAAGGUAAUUACAACGAGCCCUAUCGCAUGUACAAUGCCGACGUGUUUGAGUACAUCCUCGACAGCCCCAUGACUCUCUACGGCUCGAUUCCCUUCAUGCAGGCUCAUCGCAAAGAUUCCAGUGUUGGCAUCUUUUGGCUGAACGCUGCUGAGACUUGGGUUGACAUCACCAAGGGCAAGGAUUCCAAGAACCCUCUGGCGCUUGGGGUCAAGUCCAAGAUCACAACUCGCACUCACUGGUUCUCCGAAAGCGGUCUUUUGGAUGUCUUCGUCUUCCUUGGCCCGACUCCGAAGGACAUCAUUUCCAAGUAUGCUGAGCUGACGGGUACCACGGCGAUGCCUCAAGAGUUCUCCUUGGGCUACCAUCAGUGCCGCUGGAACUACGUCUCCGACGAGGACGUCAAGGAUGUCGACCGCAAGAUGGACAAGUUCAACAUGCCGUACGACGUCAUUUGGCUGGAUAUUGAGUACACCGACGAGAAAAAAUACUUCACCUGGGAUAAGCACAGCUUCAAAGACCCGAUUGGCAUGGGCAAGCAACUCGAGGCCCACGGUCGCAAGUUGGUCACUAUCAUUGACCCGCACAUCAAGAACACCAACAACUACCCUGUUGUUGACGAGCUCAAGUCUAAGGACCUUGCCGUCAAGACCAAGGAUGGCAGCAUCUUCGAGGGUUGGUGCUGGCCGGGUUCGUCGCACUGGAUCGACGCCUUCAAUCCCGCAGCUCGUGAGUGGUGGAAGGGUCUCUUCAAAUACGACAAGUUCAAGGGCACGAUGGAGAACACGUUCAUCUGGAAUGACAUGAACGAGCCGUCUGUCUUUAACGGCCCGGAGGUUACUAUGCCGAAGGACAACCUGCACCACGGCAAUUGGGAGCACCGUGAUGUUCACAACCUGAACGGCAUGACCUUCCAGAACGCUACCUACCACGCCCUUUUGUCACGGAAACCGGGCGAGCAUCGUCGCCCGUUCGUGCUGACUCGCGCCUUUUUCGCUGGUUCUCAGCGUCUUGGUGCUAUGUGGACUGGUGAUAACACGGCCGACUGGGGCUACCUGAAGGCCUCCAUCCCCAUGGUCCUCAGCCAAGGUAUCGCCGGCUUCCCCUUCGCGGGCGCCGACGUUGGCGGCUUCUUCGGCAACCCCGACAAGGACCUCCUCACACGCUGGUACCAGACCGGCAUCUUCUACCCCUUUUUCCGCGCCCACGCCCACAUCGAUGCCCGCCGUCGCGAGCCCUACCUCACGGGCGAGCCCUAUAAUACCAUCAUCGCGGCGGCCUUGCGCCUUCGCUACAGCCUGCUGCCCUCGUGGUACACUGCCUUCCGACAUGCUCACCUCGACGGCACACCCAUCAUCAAGCCCAUGUUCUACACCCACCCGUCUGAGGAGGCUGGUCUACCCAUCGAUGAUCAGUUCUUUAUUGGCAAUACGGGUUUGCUUGCCAAGCCUGUCACGGACAAGGACCGAACCUCUGUCGAUAUCUGGAUUCCCGACUCCGAGGUCUACUACGACUACUUCACCUACGAUAUCAUCUCGGCCGCCAAGAGCAAGACGGCCACGCUCGACGCGCCGCUGGAGAAGAUUCCUCUUCUGAUGCGCGGUGGCCAUGUCUUUGCGCGCAGGGAUAUCCCGCGCCGCAGCAGUGCGCUGAUGAAGUGGGAUCCGUACACCCUUGUCGUUGUGCUCGGCAACGACAGGAAGGCUGAGGGCGACCUGUAUGUUGAUGAUGGCGACUCGUUUGACUACGAGAAGGGCCAGUACAUCCAUCGCAGGUUCAUCUUUGACGCGAAUACUCUCACCUCAGCUGACUAUGAGGGCAGGGAUGACGCUUCCAUAAAGGAGGGCGAGUGGCUCAAGAAGAUGCGCACCGUCAAUGUGGAGAAGAUCAUUGUCGUUGGCGCUCCGGCUGCUUGGAAGGGGAAGAAAACUGUUACAGUUGAGUCGGAGGGCAAGACCUGGGCGGCUGCCAUCGAGUAUAACCCGGCCGAGAAGAGCCGGGCGGCGUUUGCUGUGGUCAAGAAGGUUGGUGUGAGAGUUGGCGCUGAUUUUAAGAUCGUCUUUGGUUGA
Molecule: messenger RNA, 2934 nt
Organism: Thermochaetoides thermophila DSM 1495
Lineage: Eukaryota; Fungi; Ascomycota; Sordariomycetes; Sordariales; Chaetomiaceae
Product: alpha glucosidase-like protein
Exons: 2
Coding region: 1-2934 (977 amino acids)
Biological process (GO): carbohydrate metabolic process; N-glycan processing
Cellular component (GO): glucosidase II complex
Molecular function (GO): carbohydrate binding; alpha-glucosidase activity
Source: RefSeq, a predicted model, not a curated record